AGGACAGAUGGGACUAGAAAGUGUUGCAGUGAAGACUGUGGAAUGAGAUGAGCUCACAGCACCAGCCUGGCUUUUGUGAACCUGCACAAUGAUACCCGAGCCAGACUGGAUUAGGAAACCUCACGACUAGGUGUCCAGAGAGAGGCGUCCGGUUUCCAGGCACUUUGGGGAGAGAAGGUUGAAACGAUGCAUCAGAUUUACAGCUGCAGUGAUGAAAAUAUAGAAGUUUUCACCACCGUGAUUCCUUCCAAGGUGUCAAGUCCAGCCCGGAGAAGAGUCAAAAGUGCUCAACACCUCUUGACCAAGAAUGUGGUGAUCGAGUCGGACCUGUACACGCACCGGCCUCUGGAGCUGCUGCAGCAUCGCAGCGACCGCAGAGACGUGGGCGACAGCCUCAGGUUCAGCCGGCUGCAGAGCGCACGGCCGCCCGGAGCCCAUCCCGCCAAAACCCCCGCCAGACCUGGGGGGAUUUCUGAGCCCAAAGCAUCAAAUUUGUGUGGGAAUCGAGCAUAUGGAAAAUCUUUGGGGGAUGGGGCGGUGCCUCUCCAGGCCCCUCAGCACAUGUCCGGCCUGUCAGGUUCCCUCUCAGUUAGCAGCAUCAGUGGUGGCUGGAGGGGAAGUCAGCACAGAUCCAGGCAUCUCAAGAAGAUGGCUGAAGAGUAUCCAGCCCUUCCCCAAGGAGCAGAAGCCUCCCUACCACUGACAGGCAGUGCUUCCUGCGGGGUCCCCAACAUCCUCCGGAAAAUGUGGACGAGGCACAAGAAGAAGUCUGAAUACGUGGGAGCCACCAACAGCGCCUUUGAGGCUGACUAAUGGUGACUCUCCUCAGGAGCCCCGCAUUGGCUGAGGUUCACCGGACACGGGCAGAAAGCUCCAAGACUGGAACUGAGCCACAUUUACCUCUGCUAGUAGCUGUCCAAACGCGUCAUUCUCUCUCACUAACCGAUCAUCCUGGCCUAGGGCAUGGGAGAGAACGUCCCUGGAAGGCAAAAUAAACCUGUUCCUUCCUAGAACCCUCGAAGCCAUUGGUCUGAAAGUGACUUUGGAAGGCUAUAAAGUUUAUAUGCCUAUCUUUAAGCAAAAACCACACCAAAAUCAAAUUUUCCCAGCCCAUUUAAAAGACCUCCAAGAAAGAAAGAAGGCGAGCCGUCUGUCUUCCGUUAUUCUAAUGUGUGUGAUUUUUGGUGUAAAUAUAAGAGCUUGACCUUUGAGGCACUUAUAAAUACAAUGGCUCUUACUAUUCCCAUUAUCACAUUUAUUUUACCUUUAAGAGGUAAGAUUUUUAAGGGCGAAGCACUAUAUAUUUACUUAGUAGUUCUAAUAUCCACUUGAGAGUAUUGUCAAGAUCAGUUUUGAUGAUCAGUUGGCAUGAUUGCAUGAAUUCUCUAUUCUUUUAUGUGCAGUUUUUCUACAGAAAAACAUUAAAAAUUAGAUGUUAAAUGCUAA
Galeopterus variegatus (Sunda flying lemur) is the source of this 1446-nucleotide messenger RNA. RefSeq names its product chromosome unknown open reading frame, human C8orf46 (gene VXN). Gene Ontology annotation, biological process: neuron differentiation; neurogenesis. The transcript is spliced from 6 exons. The record is from RefSeq and is a predicted model, not a curated record. Bases 187 to 813 code for a protein of 208 amino acids. Lineage: Eukaryota; Metazoa; Chordata; Mammalia; Dermoptera; Cynocephalidae.